This is a messenger RNA of Gastrolobium bilobum, 2139 nucleotides long. RefSeq lists its product as uncharacterized. The transcript is spliced from 3 exons. NCBI's taxonomy places the organism in Eukaryota, Viridiplantae, Streptophyta, Magnoliopsida, Fabales, Fabaceae. The coding region runs from base 1 to 2139 and encodes 712 amino acids. The record is from RefSeq and is a predicted model, not a curated record. Gene Ontology annotation, molecular function: protein dimerization activity.
AUGGAUCAUUCAAGUUCUGCCUCGGCCAGUGCCAGUAAUAGUGCCACUGCUGCUACUAGUGCUUCUGAUGCCAAUGAAUUAUUAGAUAAACCCUUAUGGAAAUAUGUUACCAGAAUAGAUGCUAUAGUGGAAGAGGAGGAAAUUUAUCUUGGCUGUAAAGGAAUUGGGAAAUGCUUAAUGGUGCAAAACAGAGAUCUGAUAGAGAUGGAGAAAUUAGAACAAGAAGCUGACCAGAUAAAGCAAUCUAAUGCACCCAUAAAAGUACCUUUACCUCCUUCUAGCUCUUCCACGUGCCCAAAAAAAAGAAAAACUACAGGUUCUCUUGAGAUGGCAUUUAAUGUUGGGGAGCGAGAAGAAUUAAAUUACCUGAUUGCUAGAAUGUUUUAUUCAGCAGGAUUGCCAUUCAAUCUGGCAAAGAACCCUUACUUCCAAGCUUCGUAUACUUAUGCAGCAAAUCAUAAUAUUGGAGGUUAUUUGCCACCGGGAUAUAACUCACUGCGAACCACUGUGUUGCAAAAGGAGAAAGAAAAUAUUGAUAAGUUGUGUGAACCUAUUCGAGAGUCUUGGGCUCAUAAAGGGGUGAGUAUUGUAAGUGAUGGGUGGAGUGAUUCACAAAGGAGGCCACUCAUUAAUUUCAUGGCAGUAUCUGAUGGUAGAGCAAUGUUUUUAAAAUCAGUUGAUUGUUCGGGGGAGAUAAAGGAUAAAAAUUUCAUUUUCAGUUUGUUUGAACUUUUGUAUUCUAUUUAUGUGUUUAUUUUCUCGAGGGAGACUAAUGAUAAAAAUAUCAUUUUCAGGUUGCUAAAGGAAGUUAUUCAAGAAGUAGGAGAGGCGAAUAUGGUUCAAGUAAUCACAGAUAAUGCUGCAAAUUGUAAGGGAGCAGGGCAACUUAUUGAGCAGGAAUUCCCAACUAUUACUUGGACACUGUGUGUUGUUCACGCAUUGAAUUUGGCUGUGAAAAAUAUUUGUGUUGCAAAGAAUGUGGAGAGCAAUCAAAUAACGUAUGAGGAAUGCAGCUGGAUUUAUGAUAUUGUAGGUGAUGUUGCUGCAAUAAAGCAUUUCAUUAUGAAUCAUUCUAUGAGAUUGGCCAUCUUUAAUGAGUUUGUGAGUUUGAAGUUGCUUUCUAUUGCUAAUACUUGUUUUGCUUCAAUGAUUGUGAUGCUGAAGAGAUUCAAGUUAAUAAAGAGCGGUCUUCAAAAUAUGGUGAUAAGUGAAAAAUGGAAUAUUUAUAGAGAUGAUAAUCUUGGGAGGGCCAGACAUGUGAAGGAAAAACUAUUGGAUGAUUGUUUUUGGGAUUCAGUUGAUUACAUACUUGCAUUCACUGCUCCUAUUUAUGAUAUGAUCAGAGCUUGUGACACUGAUAGAUCUUGUCUUCACUUGAUAUAUGAUAUAUUGGAUGCAAUGAUUGUGAAAGUGAAGAAAGCUAUAUACCAUAAAGGGGGGAAGAGGAUGGAAGAGAGCUCCUCUUUUUAUGAUGUGGUGCAUCGCAUUCUUGUGGAUCGUUGGACAAAAAACUCAACUCUACUACACUGUUUGGCACAUGCUUUGAAUCCCAAAUACUAUAAUAGUCAACAAUGGCUUCAGGAAGAUUCUAGUCGAGUUCCUCCACACAUGGAUUUAGAGCUUACUCAAGAGCGACAAAAAUGUUUAAGGAGAUUCUUUCCUAGCAUGGAGGAUCGAAGCAGGAUUAGUUUGGAGUAUGCAGAUUUUAUUAGCAAUAGUGAAACCUUUGACGAUUUUGAUGCCAUCAAUACUCAAUACACUAUGGAUUCGAAAUCUUGGUGGCUACUUUAUGGUACCUUUACACCGAUGCUUCAAAAAAUAGCAUUGAGACUUGUGCAACAACCCUCCUCUUCAUCAUGUGCUGAACGCAAUUGGAGUACUUAUUCUUUUGUGCAUUCCAUCAAGAGGAAUAAAAUCACUCCAAAACGUGCUGAAGACUUGGUUUAUGUGCAUAGCAACCUUCGACUCUUAUCAAGAAAGACUCCUAGUUAUGCACAAGGAACAAAUCAAACGUGGGAUAUUGCUGGAGAUACAUUCGAUUCACUUGAUGAUAUUGGAAAUCUUCAAUUUGCUAGCCUUUCACUUGAUGAGCCAGAGAUAGAGGCCAUGAUUAUUGAAGAUGGAGAUGAAAAUAAUUGA